UACCACUCGCAUCUGUCAAAUAAAUUGUUCCAAGUGAACUACCAAAUGUUUUGAAUUUGUCUUAUGAUUUUCCACGCAAAAAAUGUUUAUUUUUACCAGAGUUAGCACAAAAACUCCCAUAUUAAAUAACAUAAGAUGUUUCUGCCAAAAGAAAUUGGAAAAACCAGUAUUAAAUUGCCCCAACUACAUACAACUUUCGGAGGAUUUCAACAGUGAAAAUGUAGAAUUGGUUGAUAAACUGGUGACCGAUAUGACCAUUUAUGAGGAUUUUUUAAGCGAUACGGAAGAAAAAAGUAUUUUAGAGGAAAUCGAACCCUACAUGAACAAACUGAGGUAUGAGUUUGAUCAUUGGGAUGAUGCAAUACAUGGCUAUAGAGAGACAGAAAGACUUAACUGGAACGAAAACAACACUAAUAUAUUGAAUAGGGUUAGAAAAUUGGCUUUUCCACCCAAUGUGGGCCAAUUAAAGUUUGUACAUAUACUAGAUUUAGAUAAAAAAGGUUAUAUUAAACCCCAUAUUGAUGCUGUUAGGUUUUGUGGUGAUACAAUAGCAGGUUUAAGUUUAUUAACCGAUAGUGUUAUGAGGUUGGUACACGAUAAGCACAAGAAUUUGCACGCUGACGUUCUCUUAAAACGCCGAUCUUUAUACAUAAUGAAAAACGCUGCCCGAUUCGACUACACCCACGAAAUUCUCAGCAACGAAAACAGCUUUUUCAAAGGCGAUCCAGUAAAUAAGGACCGCAGAAUAUCGGUUAUAUGUAGAAACGAACCAGAUCCCCGCAAUAAAAACGAUUAAAUAA
This is a messenger RNA of Brassicogethes aeneus, 800 nucleotides long. The record is from the annotation of a GenBank genome assembly. Lineage: Eukaryota; Metazoa; Arthropoda; Insecta; Coleoptera; Nitidulidae.